This is a messenger RNA of Acanthaster planci (crown-of-thorns starfish), 2476 nucleotides long. RefSeq lists its product as uncharacterized. The record is from RefSeq and is a predicted model, not a curated record. NCBI's taxonomy places the organism in Eukaryota, Metazoa, Echinodermata, Asteroidea, Valvatida, Acanthasteridae.
CCUCCGUGUACGCAGUGCAACAGGCGACAUUUUGUUUGACACAUCAAGUUAUUGCUUGCUGGCCCCUUCCUGUUGCAAUUAUUGUACGUUUUUAAUUACAUUAUUCUGAGAUCUCUGGACCUUACGACGCCAGGUGAGAGCUCUGUAAAGUUUGGAUUCACGCAAACACAAUGGAUUUGCGCUACACAUGGCCUCUUUUCUAUGGAGUAGUCCUGGCUACGUGUAUUCUUGAAGUCGGAUCACUGCAGUGUUAUGAAUGCGUUGAUAUGGAGGACUUGCCAGAGUCAACGGUAGAUUGCGAUAACCCUGGGAAGGAGCUGCUCUUAGAAUGCCUAGAGGGAACUACCCAAUGCCUGACUUUUGAAGGAGUUAUGACGAGACCAAACGGAGAGUCGCAGAGAGGUGUGGCGCGAUUGUGCGGUCCCCCGCCACAAGCAUUCCUCAACGACACAGCACGAGUCCCCGACAACAAGUGCUACUGUGACGAAGACGCGGCUUUCUGGCUGGAGGAACUCGUACCAGUCAUUGCACCUGACGACUUGACGGUAGAGGGCGGCAUUUGUUUCUGUGGCGAAAAGGGUUGCAACUACCACAACUCAACAGAGGACGCCUGUCGACGUGAUGAUGAGGUUGACGACGAUGGUAACAACACUGGUCACGAGCGGGCGCUCCUUUGGCUGGUUGUUAUGUGUGUCAGUUUGGCUGGUUACUUGGAUUAGUCGUCUAUAGCCAACUCGUUUUUUUUUCGUGAUACUUCAUGAAGCAUGAAGCAGUUUACCAAAGUCUCUGCCACUUUCUCAGCAUCUUCGAUUUACUUCUUCAUCGUGUAGUGAAAAAUUCUGUUGAAAGGUAACAAUGCAGUCUCAACUGCAUGGGCCUAUGUCUUCAAGUUUGUGUUUCAUCAAAUUCUUCCAAGGGUUGUGCUCGCCAAAACAGUUUCGUAAGUACAGGGUGAAGUAGUCCAGUUUAAAGGUGUGGAUUUCUGAAAACACUUGCUGGUCAUGGAUAACCGCGGAAGUUAUCUUUCUUUUCCGUUUUUUACUGAUAACUAUAACUGAUUCUUGUUAUUUGAAUUUCUCCAUUAUGUCAUGGCUUCUAUCACCACUUUAUCGGUACAGAGAUAUUGUCACACGCAUCAACUUAUGAAAAAGUUGGAAGAAUUUUGUGCCAUUUUCUACAUUGAAAAAAAAACAAACUUAGAAUAUGAAAUAAUCAGGGUAAAAUGGUACAUCAAUUAGUUGAGAACGUUGUUUUAUUGUAGAAAUUUUAUGCACGAAAUCAAAAUACAAAAAGUACUUCUGGGCAUUACAUACAAUCUGAUCUUCUAUCAUUCAAUGUCUUAUGUAUUGCGUAUAAUUUCGGUAGAAAAUCAGCAAACCAUCAACUGAACUAGGUAGUUAUUAAAGACGCCGAGUAUAUUGCACUGAACGCUUAAAAACGCGUUGCAUUUGCUAUAUUUAGGUAAUGUAAUCGCAUAGUUUUGUCUUUUUACAAAUAACAAUCAAGAAAAUAUGAGGAGAAGUGAUAAAAUGCUCACCUUAAAAGCAGAAUUAACUGGCAAAUCCAACCACUCAACAUAAAUUGGGUAGUAAAGUACCACUUGUUUCAAAUUAUUGAGACCAAUGUUGAUGUGGAAGGGUUGGCCGUUUUCGAGCGUGGGGAGUGGAGUUCGUGCCAUAUAUAACACAUACAAAACAUGCCUGCUAAAUAAUUCAACUCAGUGAGCAGGACUGUAUAUUUGACUACAGGAAUUUUGGACGGCAAAAUUGGAAAAAUAAUAAAUAAUAUUGAUAAAUAAAACUCCAGAUAAUGUGUCAUAUUUAAAAUUUAAACUAUCGUGAACUACACGUACAACAUUCAAAUAAGUUGAAGUUCGUUUGUUGUGUGUGACUUCCAGUGAGUGUUUUGGUUAACUCCAACAGCGACGACACUGCGGUAGUAAAAAUGAGCACAAUGUAUACAAUUUUGUUACCAAAGAUAAUCGACAAAAUGAAAGCAAGUUAAAACGGGUAAUUACAAAAUCGCAAAAUUGUAUUUCCAGUUUCAUCACUUGGAACCUCCCUACAUUGAGAAAAAUGCCGUUCUCAAAAUACAAUUUACGAAACGAAACAAUCUUUGGCAAAUCAUCAGACUUUUCAGAUUACCAAGAUUCUUAGGCCUCAAAUUAUAGAAUUACAAUAAAGGGUAAAUGUUACUGGAGACUGCUUUGUAUAAAAUCAGACGCUUUUAUUGUCAUAGUUUAUAACAAUUUCACACGGGGAAAAAAGAGAGAGAUUCAGAAGGUCACGCUCUUCCCUGGUAAAGAUGUCAGCACUGAGAAUUUUUCUUAGUAAAAUCUGUAUGUAUUAUCUCUUACACCACCGCUGUAGUCUUGAUUUGUCACAAUUUUUGUGCAUCUGCUAAUGUUUAUGGUGAUAAACAAUUUGCUUGUUUAAAAAAUUUGAACUGAUUAAAUCAGGGAACUCCCAGACCAUCA